CGACCUGACCCUUUUCUUUCCAGUUGAAAAUGACGGCUGCAGGUUACUUUUAUGUUGUAUCUACAGUAGACGUCACGAUCCUGUAUUUCAUACGUGGAGGAGAUAUGAGUGCAUAAAUGAUGAUAAAUUUUAGAUAAAUAACUUUCACUUUAUUCAUUAAAUCAAUUGACCGAUAAUCACAUAGAAUAUAUUGAGCUCUUUUAAAAUGGAAAUCGAACAAGGCUAAAAGCCGGAUGCUUAUAGGUUAUUAUUACUAUCGGAGGCAAGGUAUAAAGGAUGGCUCGUAUGUGGUUGUCAACUUGCCUGGUGCUGCUUGGGAUGUACAGCGUCGCAGCGCUCGAGUGCUACACGUGCGCUGACUGCAAGCAAAAUCCUGCAGUUCUCGCUCCGUGCCCCAGUUCCCUGUUAACUCACUGCUCGCACAUGGAGGUGAACGGCUUCAUUGCGAAGUCAUGUGUUCCAAAGCUUUCCUGCACGUUACCGGGCGUUAAUAUUAACUGCUGCGACACCGACGGCUGCAACGGCGCAGGUCUUCCUGCUCCCGCCGCUCUGCUGCUGCUCACCGUUCCGCUCAUCGCCAGCUUCUUCUUGCGCUAAACCUGUGCUUGGUAGUUGUACUGGUUGAUGUUAUUAUUACUAUAUGUCGUCGAUUUAGUCGAACAUGAUGGGAGUUCUACAAUUUGUGACAACCAGAGGUAUUUCAGGCAUGUUUUUUUUUUUUAUUUUCACAUGGAUAGUGUGAUGUACCCAAACCGAAAAUGGUUCUGUUAGUAGAUGAUGUCCAGUAGAUGAUCAACGGGGUAUGUGGUAAAAACCACUUGCAUCUUAUGACUUUAUGAUGACCUUAGGACUUUUCAGUCAAUUUGUUAUAUCACAAAUUAUAUUAUAAAAUUUAAACAAAAAAGGCCUCAAAAAAGGACGAAAAUUUUAUGAUUUAGGAAGUUUAAGCUAACCAGUGACCAGUCCCUGCGCGGCCGGCAGCGUACGCGCCAAAAUCUUCCGUUGCACACGACCAAGCGAAACUUAUCGAUGUUGCUCGUCCGUCAACUCUACUUUCUAAUGAAACAUUAAACUUCAUGAAGAUGGACGUCAGAUUAUAAAAUUUGCCAGAGUUCAUAUUUAUCUCGUCACUUUCCAACUAAUAUAAAGGAGGGCAAAUUUUCAUGGCAUGAUUGUAGAACGAGCAUAUUUUAAUAAUUAAGCUAAAUGCUCGGGAACUUCUGCAUCAUCGAAUAAAUUAAUGCUUGAAUCAUGAAGUUUCUUUACCUGCCUAAAUUAAAAAAUAAUGUAUUCGAUAAAUUUUAAUGAAAGUUGCAUGCAUUGUUUCAACCUCCAUGCUCUUCACGUGAACGUGAAGGCAGAAUUCUCAGUGACGAGGAAUUGGAUUUAAUACGUAAAUUUCAUAUUAAAAGAUGCCGUAUGUUUGUGGAAGAAAAGAUGUAACUGACA
Messenger RNA from Hyalella azteca, 1449 nucleotides. Its product is annotated as ly-6/neurotoxin-like protein 1. The coding region runs from base 277 to 597 and encodes 106 amino acids. NCBI's taxonomy places the organism in Eukaryota, Metazoa, Arthropoda, Malacostraca, Amphipoda, Hyalellidae. The transcript has 4 exons. The record is from RefSeq and is a predicted model, not a curated record.